ACCCUAUCCAAGGUCAUUAUCACAAUUGCAACCGGUCUCUCCCAUGCCCGAGAAGUGCGAGAUAUCUUCCUAGACAUUGUGGAAAAGCUCAUUGAGCCUGUCGUGGCGGCCCAGUGGACCUACCAGGAUUUCUCCACCUUCCUCACCGCUUUUGACGAGGCAUUGCGUAUCCUCCCGCCGGCUCGGUACGAGCAUACACCCACUUCUCUCUUCUUAAUUAAAAAUAGUGUUUCAUUUUUCACUGGUUUCUGA
Molecule: messenger RNA, 252 nt
Organism: Dibothriocephalus latus
Lineage: Eukaryota; Metazoa; Platyhelminthes; Cestoda; Diphyllobothriidea; Diphyllobothriidae
Source: the annotation of a GenBank genome assembly